UGUAGCGAUCUUGUCUGCCAUGGACAGCUGAGAUAAGAUAGAAGAGGCAUGUACGGUUCUAACACCAAUUCUGUAAGCUCUAGGCGCACAAAAAUAAUUACAUAUUUAUGGGAUGUAAUUAUUUAGCAGUUCAACUAUAAUAGCUUUCACAAGCAACUGUAAAGUCUCUAAAAAAUUGAAGCACUCUGCUAUUUUCUUUAUUUGGUGAACAGUUGUCAAACAACUCAUCAGACAUUUGCAAUCAUUUUGAUUAACAUGGAUAAUUCUGUUUUAUUACAUGCUUAACAUUAGAGUUUCAUAUGUAAUUGAUGCUUACAUGGUUUGUUUUGUGAUAUUUCUUGUCAGCUCAACGCCUCUCAAAUACGAAGACCCAUUUAAAACCCUAUGGUAAAGGUCAGCAAGAUCAAUUCAACUGUUGAGAUGUGGGGAAAAUUAUACCGUUUAGCUCCAGUGACUCUCCCGAAGGAACAACAAUCAAUCCAUCAGAAACGGAGAUCACAUGCAUAUCAGUGGAAGAGACCAACAAUGUUUCUUGAAGGAGAUUCUGUUCCUCCUGGUGUAGAUCCUAACACUGUUAGAUGGAUUCCUUCAAAUCAUCCCUUUGCAACUAAGCUCAAAACAAUGUGUACCAGAAGCAUGGUGUUCCAUUUUGUAUUCAGGCAGAGCACGAGGCGCUGCAGAGAAAGCUUGACUUCUUUGAAUUAUGCUGAGCAAAACUCUAAAUCCUGCUUCAGCCAGAGACUUUGAGAGGCAACUAAAGCCACAUCUGAAGUUAGGCGAUCAAGUAGAACAAAGCACUUCGAAUACUAAAUGUAGUCCUAAUCCUUCUAAAUCUGACUCUGCACAUAAUCCUUUGAACAAACCAAUCUAUGAGGAUGCAGAAGCACCAAUUUUCACUGCAUGAAAACUUGACUUUCACUAAAUACAGUAUCUGCGGUAGCAGUACCUGCAGAUGUGUAUGUUAAGUGAGAGAGGCUCAUUGUCUAUUUGCAUGGAGUCUUUUGCCAAUGUUCAAAUCCACCUGCUCUAAAUCUUGGAAUGUACAUAGUAUUAAAUGUUUGAAAUGGAGAGUUUUUUCAGUCUGCAAUAGUUGUAUAUAUAUCUUUUGGAAGAUCAAUGGUCUGCAAUGGCUCAUUUUGAUUUGAAUUA
Messenger RNA from Olea europaea var. sylvestris, 1149 nucleotides. Its product is annotated as protein MULTIPLE CHLOROPLAST DIVISION SITE 1-like. Bases 385 to 747 code for a protein of 120 amino acids. The record is from RefSeq and is a predicted model, not a curated record. NCBI's taxonomy places the organism in Eukaryota, Viridiplantae, Streptophyta, Magnoliopsida, Lamiales, Oleaceae. Gene Ontology annotation, cellular component: chloroplast inner membrane; chloroplast. Gene Ontology annotation, biological process: chloroplast fission. The transcript has 2 exons.